AUGGGCUCCGUUUCCAACCAGCAGUUUGAAGGGGGCUGCGCCAAAGGGGGCGAGGAAGAGCCCGCGGGGGACUCGCCCCGGCCGGAGGAGGCCGGCCAGCCGCUGCUGCGCGGCGCCGGGAUCUGCAAGUGGUUCAACGUGCGGAUGGGCUUCGGCUUCCUCUCCAUGACCACCAAGGAGGGCAUCGCGCUCGACCCCCCCGUCGACGUCUUCGUGCACCAGAGCAAGCUGCACAUGGAAGGUUUUCGUAGCCUGAAGGAAGGAGAAGCCGUUGAGUUCACCUUCAAGAAAUCCUCCAAGGGUUUGGAGUCCAUCCGAGUGACCGGUCCAGGAGGAGUGUUCUGUAUUGGCAGUGAGAGGAGACCGAAGGGCAAGAACCUCCAGAAACGCCGGUCAAAAGGAGAUAGAUGUUACAACUGUGGUGGCCUGGAUCAUCAUGCCAAAGAAUGCAAGCUCCCACCUCAGCCAAAGAAAUGCCACUUCUGCCAAAGCAUUACCCACAUGGUUGCCAACUGCCCUAUCAAAACACAGCAAUCACCCAGUUCUCAGGGAAAGCCCGCCUACUUCCGGGAGGAUGAGGAAAUGCACAACUCACCCCUUCUUCCCGAAACCAGGGAAUGA
Eublepharis macularius is the source of this 621-nucleotide messenger RNA. It is a transcript of the gene LIN28A, whose product is annotated as lin-28 homolog A. Gene Ontology annotation, molecular function: nucleic acid binding; zinc ion binding. Bases 1 to 621 code for a protein of 206 amino acids. Lineage: Eukaryota; Metazoa; Chordata; Lepidosauria; Squamata; Eublepharidae. The record is from RefSeq and is a predicted model, not a curated record. The transcript is spliced from 4 exons.